Bipolaris sorokiniana ND90Pr is the source of this 1339-nucleotide messenger RNA. RefSeq lists its product as uncharacterized. Gene Ontology annotation, molecular function: protein kinase activator activity. Gene Ontology annotation, cellular component: nucleus; cytoplasm. The transcript has 3 exons. Gene Ontology annotation, biological process: signal transduction; cell division; positive regulation of protein phosphorylation. Bases 126 to 1127 code for a protein of 333 amino acids. The record is from RefSeq and is a predicted model, not a curated record. Lineage: Eukaryota; Fungi; Ascomycota; Dothideomycetes; Pleosporales; Pleosporaceae.
AUCACCACCUCCUCCCCUUCAAUUCUCUUGCAUACUCCUCAAGCCGGCCCUCUCUAGGUGCAUCCAUAGCUCCCGUCUCGCCGCUUGCAGCCCCUGCACGCCCAUAACCAGGACCCCGCAAACAAAUGGCCUCUUUCUUCGCAAACGUUCGCCAAGGACUGGCCGGCCGCUCCAGCAAAGGCCAGCAAGGCAAAGGCGGCUCUUCGUCACCAACGGCUUCAUACUCUGCUUCGCCAACUUCUCAGCACGCCCCAAACCAACCGCCUAUGCCUGGUUCGCCUGCUCUGUCAUCCAACAUGUCGUUCGAAGGCCCGCCAUCGGAGGGGUCCGUGCCAUCUGGCUCUCGCAGACCGCCUUUCUUUUUCCGCGAGGAAUACUCCAACUUGAUUGUCAAGGGUAAUUUCAUGACGCUGGCUGCAAAGCCCAAGCUCGUUGAGGAGGGCGAAUGGCUCGCUCAUCAAGUUGUCGAGCAGUACAGACUGCUAGAGCAAAUGAUUGAAGUCAUCAAGGUAGUCGAUGACCGGACAGGCAAACCCAUCUGUAACCCGGAUGUCUGUCCUACCAUGUCUGCCAGUGGUCACACAUAUACCUGGCUCGACAACAACAAAAAGCCCAUCAAGAUCCCCGCCAUCCAGUACAUCAACCUUGUACAAAAGUGGAUCGUGGGCAAGAUCAACGACCCAAACAUCUUCCCUACAGACACCACAGCCAUCUCAAUUGGAACGACAACCUAUGCCUCUGGCUCCCUAACUCCCAACUCGACGCCACAGCCUCUGGGACCUACAUCCCUCAACCAGCCCGUAUCCCAGUUGGCCGGACGCGAGUGGCUCGGCAAGUCAUCCGGCUUCCCUGAAACCUUCGAGGGCGACAUCAAGAGCAUCUACCGCCAGAUGAUGCGGUGCUACGCCCACAUCUACCACGGCCACUGGCUGGAACCCUUCUGGAACGUGAGUGCAUACAAGGAACUCAACACGUGCUUUAUUCAUUUCAUCAAUGUUGGCAAGCUCUUCAACCUCAUUGGCGACAAGGAGAUUGAGCCCAUGCAGCCGCUGGUCGACCUCUGGGCGGAGAAGGGGCUGCUUCCUCCCGUUACUGCUGCCAAGGAGAAUGCUCCGCCUGCGUCUUGAAGAUAGUUCUGUCUACCACUACUACAAUUACCUUUUGAAUUUGUCAAUCGACCAAAGAAUAAGCAUGUGGGUAACCCCAUUUGACAUGGAGGCCCCUCCCAAAAUCCAUACGAGGCCGUCCAUAUUUCUGCAUUGUACAUGUAGCCCGAAACCGAGUCAAAGGCGAGGACGAUGAUGAUGAUGAUGAUGACGAUGAUUGGCGUUCUGGCAUG